This is a messenger RNA of Triticum turgidum subsp. durum (durum wheat), 2760 nucleotides long. Lineage: Eukaryota; Viridiplantae; Streptophyta; Magnoliopsida; Poales; Poaceae. The record is from the annotation of a GenBank genome assembly.
AUGAAAUUCUUAUUAACUUUUGCAGGCCAUAAUCAGGUCAUAUUUGAAGAAAUAAUGUUGAGACAGAAACUCUCUGUGGAAGUUGUAAGCGCCAAUGGCCUUUCGGACAGUCUUGAGCUACCGAGUCCCUGUGUUGAGCUUCGUUUUGCUGGCCAAAGUUUCACUACGACGGUCAAGAGGAAGGUUCGAUGUCCUGUAUGGUCCGAGAAGACCAUGUUUGAUGUGCUGGACAAGGAAAGGCUUCCUUCUCUUGCUCUUGAAGCUUAUGUCUAUAAUGUCAUUGAUGGCUACCAGUUUUUCCUUGGUAAGGUCCGGAUUUCUGGGGCUAGCUUUUCUGACUCAUCUGAUGAAAUUGUCAAAGACUAUCAGUUGAAGGGUCGGAUGUUCAAGCGAUCGAAGGGAGUGUUGCUUCUUAGAGUAUUUCUGAAAAAUGAAGCCCCUGUCUCACAAGUUAUACCCUCUCCUGUUCUGGGACUUCCUGUACAGGCACCCGCGGAUGCUGUAGUCAAGUACAUUCAACCAAACUUUGAAGAUGGGGUGAUUGUUGGGCGUAUAUGCUACUUGUUUGUACGUGUGGUAAAGGCUCGAUGCUUGCCUGAUGUGGAUGUUGACCAAAAGCCUGAUCCAUAUGUAGAGGUAAAUGCUGGUAACCUUAGAAGCAUCACAAACUCUGUACCCGAGGAGCAGAACCCAGAGUGGAACUCGACUUUUGCUUUCUCCAGACGCCAGUUGGACAAUGCACAGAUAACUAGAAUCUACGUUGUUGUCUAUGACGGGUUCACAGAUGAUUCUGUUGGGUUGAUCUCAUUUGACCUAAGUGACAUUCCUGAGCGUUCCCGAAAUGACAAACCAGUAGUGCCGAAGUGGCACCAACUUAUUGACCAAAGCGGAAGGACAGCACAAGGUGAGUUGAUGCUUUCGGUUUGGAAGGGCGUGCAGUCUGAUGAGGCAUUCUGUGAUUCAUGGAAGUCGGACUGGUUAGAGGCGAGCGUGGCUGUGCGACCGCACAUUGUGCCCAAAGUGUAUAGCUUACCCAGGCUGUGGUGUCUGCGGGUCCAUAUAAUUGAGUUCAAAUGUAUUGCUCUAGCAUGUGGAAGCAAAAUUGUAGAGGCAUAUGUCACAGUGGUGGUAGGUGGUCAGCGAAAGACGAUGAAGAGAAUGAAGAAGCCACUAGCCCAUUAUGUCUGGGAUGAAGAACUGACAUUCAUUGCUGCAGAGCCAUUUGAGGAUGACCUUCAAAUAUCUAUCCAAGCACAUCUAGGGCCUGGCAGAGACAAGGUUGUCGGCCGAAUCAUCAUACCCGUGCAAACAGUUCAGCAUCGAGUUGGAGGUUUGUCGUCUGCCAAACUCGAGCAUCAAUGGCAUGAUCUUCAAGUUCCACCCAAUGCAGCAGUUGCCAAUGGUGCUGGGGAUGACUUGACCGUGCCAUCGUGCCGCAUUCAUCUCACUACCUGCCUCGACAGUGAAUACGGUGCCCACUAUGGCUCUGGAGACCACACGGAUGAAAUCUCAAAUCCUCCACUUGUUGGCUUGCUUGAGGUUGGCAUCAUUGGAGCUCGGGGUCUGCCUCCUAUAAAAAGGAAAGAUGGGAGAUUUUCGUCGCAUCCAUAUUGUGUGGUGAGAUACGGCCGGAAGUGGGUACGAACUCGUACCAUCAUCAACAACCGUGACCCUUUAUUCCAAGAGCAGUACUCAUGGGAUGUUUAUGAUACAGCAACAGCCCUGAUCGUUGGAGUGUUUGACAAUGCCCAGGUGGAAGAGUCAAGUUCAGGAGCGUACAAGGGUGUCAACAUAGGGAAAAUAAGGAUACAUCUUUCCCAUCUCCAACCUGGUCGGAUAUAUUGUCAUGCAUACCCUCUUCUUGUUCUGCAGCCUUCAGGUGUGAAGAAAAUGGGUGAACUGUGCCUGUCGGUGAGAUUUACGUCAAAAUCAUUAACGAACAUGGUGCGUAUGUAUGGCUCCCCCAAUCUACCAAAGAUGCACCAUCGAGACCCACUGCAGAUUCUGAUAGAAGAUCUGCAGUUCCAUGCUGUCCAGAUUGUGGCAUUCCGACUGAGCCAGAUGGAUCCACCCCUAUGCAAGGAAGCAGUGGAAUACAUGUGUGAUGUGCAAAGCCACUUGUGGAGCAUGCGGAAAAGCAAGGUCAACUUCUACAGGAUCAUGUCUGCCCUCUCAAUUUUUAUCACAUUUUGGCGGCGGUUUCUCUAUGUUUGUUCAUGGGAGAACCCCGCGAUCACUUUGCUGGUCCAUGCUGUUUUCCUCUUAGCUCUUAUGUUCCAUCAAUUCAUACUCCCGUCAACACUCCUAUUUACCUUCUUCAGUAUAGUAUGGAACUACCGGCAUCGCCCUACUCAUCCUUCCCACGUCGACAUCAAGAUAUCUUUAACAGACACUGUACACCCAGAUGAGCUCAACGAGGAAUUUGAUACCUUCCCAACUUCUCGGAGCUCUAGUUUAACAAUGAUGAGGUAUGAUAGGCUGAGGUGCGUUGCCAGCAGGAUACAGACGGUCAUGGGAGAUGUAGCAGCAUGUGGCGAGAGGAUCACUGCAUUGACAACAUGGAGGGAUCCUACAGCAACAGCAGUAUUUGGGCUGUUUACUUUAGCAGCAGCCGUUACGCUGUGUUUUACACCGUGGAAAGUUGUCGCCGCGAUGGUUGGACUCUACACCAUGAGGCACCCCAAGCUUCGACGGAAGACGCCGUCAUUCGCUUGGAACUUCUGUAGGCGAUUGCCACACAAGGGCGACAGUUUGCUCUGA